AUGUUUGCCAAGAAGAACCUGAGCCCGCACGACCUGACGGUGCUGUUGGGCGCGCACACCAUUGGCUUCUCGCACUGCGUCAACUUUCGCGACCACAUCUACAACGGCACCGACAUCGACCCGGCGUUCGCCAUGCUGCGCAAGCGCUCCUGCCCCGCCCAGGCCCCUGACGGCGACGGCAACCUGGCACCGUUAGACGUGCAAACGCCGCUCGUAUUCGACAACACCUACUAUCACAACCUGGUAGCCAAGCGCGGCCUGCUGAGCGCCGACCAGUUGCUCUUCAACGGCGGCUCCCAGGACGCGCUGGUGCGCCAGUACGCCGCCAACCCGAAGCUCUUCGAGUCCGACUUCGUGACGGCCAUGAUCAAGAUGGGGAGCCUCACCCCGCCCAGCGGAACCCCCACCCAGAUCAGACGCCACUGCAGGGUCGUCAACAGCUAG
Messenger RNA from Triticum turgidum subsp. durum (durum wheat), 444 nucleotides. Lineage: Eukaryota; Viridiplantae; Streptophyta; Magnoliopsida; Poales; Poaceae. The record is from the annotation of a GenBank genome assembly.